GUGAAUCAAGAAAUCAGAAGUAAUUUUCAAGAUCAUCCCUUUCAUCUGGUAUCUCCUUCUCCUUGACCAUUUUUUACUAGUUUAUCUUUAUUAUCUUUAACUACACAUGCUUCACUAAGUAUACAUAAUUUUAGUAAUGCUUAUUAUUUCUUUUAUAUAAGUUUAUUUUUAGUUGUAGCUUCAAUGUUUUUAUGAUUCCGUGAUGUUAUAAGUGAAGCUACAUUUUUAGGUGAUCAUUCAUUAGCUGUACAAAGAGGAUUAAAUUUAGGUGUUAUGUUAUUUAUAGUAUCUGAAGCAUUAUUUUUCUUAGCUAUAUUUUGAGCUUUUUUCCAUAGUGCCUUAUCACCUACUCCUGAAUUAGGUGCUCAAUGACCACCUUUAGGUAUAGAACCUAUUAAUCCUUUUGAAUUACCAUUACUUAAUACAGUUAUAUUAUUAGCUAGUGGAUCUACAAUUACAUAUUCUCAUCAUGCUUUAAUAAAUGGUAAUAGAAAAGCUGCUAUAUUAGGAGGUAUAUUUACUGUUAUUUUAGCUAUAGUAUUUACUUUCUUUCAAGGGGUAGAAUAUAGUGAAUCUUCUUUUACUAUAAGUGAUGGUGCAUAUGGUACAUGUUUCUUUUUUGGAACAGGAUUUCACGGAUUUCAUGUUAUAAUAGGUACAAUUUUUAUAUUUGUAGCUUUAUGAAGAAUAAUUCGUUACCAUUUAACUGAAAAUCAUCAUGUAGGACUUGAAGGUUCUAUUGCUUAUUGACAUUUUGUUGAUUUAAUAUGACUUUUUCUAUAUUUGUCCAUUUAUUACUGGGGUUCAUAA
Messenger RNA from Sporothrix brasiliensis 5110, 810 nucleotides. Its product is annotated as cytochrome oxidase subunit 3. The transcript has a single exon. Gene Ontology annotation, biological process: mitochondrial electron transport, cytochrome c to oxygen. NCBI's taxonomy places the organism in Eukaryota, Fungi, Ascomycota, Sordariomycetes, Ophiostomatales, Ophiostomataceae. Gene Ontology annotation, molecular function: cytochrome-c oxidase activity. The record is from RefSeq and is a predicted model, not a curated record. Gene Ontology annotation, cellular component: membrane; mitochondrion.